GGGCUCGUCCACGCGCUUGAAUUCAUUAAGUAUACACACUGUGAGAGAACAGCGAAUUCGCUAAUAACAAACAAAUUGAUAAAGCAGAAUGGAGAACGUCAGAACUUUUUUCGCUGGACAGAAUAAAGACGGCACAUUGACAAACAAUCAGCGAAACGGUGGACUCAAUUUAUUUAAUGGACGCAUCGUGCCGACUGGCAUGAGCAGCGGUCUACAGGGCAACAUGAGCCCACACAUUGGAGGGGUGAAUGACAAAACACAUCACGAAGUGAAGCGAAAAGAUAACGACAGUUAUUUCUAUAUAAUGUGGCGCUCCUAAGUCAAAUCACGUGCCUCUAACUAUACUCCAGUGAAACUCUUGGUCUAAAGUUACCUGCAUUCGUCUUAUAUACAAUUUCUACGCUGCACAAAUACGCAUAAAUAAAAUUAAUUUUAAUAUAAAUUUUAUACAUUUUGUGGACGCACGCAGUUCUUUUGGACUGCCGAAAAUUGUAUAUGCUAGUGAUAUUAGUUUUAGCAAAUUUGCUUUCAUAAUUUAAAUUAAAAAAAAACUAAAAAAAAAA
Messenger RNA from Bactrocera neohumeralis, 563 nucleotides. RefSeq lists its product as uncharacterized. The record is from RefSeq and is a predicted model, not a curated record. NCBI's taxonomy places the organism in Eukaryota, Metazoa, Arthropoda, Insecta, Diptera, Tephritidae. The coding region runs from base 89 to 319 and encodes 76 amino acids. The transcript is spliced from 2 exons.